AUGUCUGAUAAGGGAAACAGCAAGCCUGUGAAGAACGCACUUGAGGAUGAGGAUGAGUUUGAAGACUUUCCUGUGGAUUCGUGGCCAGCAAGCGAGACUGUACAGGCGUUUAAAGAAGGCGACAGCUGUCUUUGGGAGGAAGAUUGGGAUGACGUAGAGGUCGAAGACGAUUUCACGAAGGAACUAAAGAGAGAGCUGGAGAAGAAUAAACAGUGA
Molecule: messenger RNA, 216 nt
Organism: Eremothecium cymbalariae DBVPG#7215
Lineage: Eukaryota; Fungi; Ascomycota; Saccharomycetes; Saccharomycetales; Saccharomycetaceae
Gene: SEM1
Product: proteasome regulatory particle lid subunit SEM1
Exons: 1
Coding region: 1-216 (71 amino acids)
Biological process (GO): mRNA export from nucleus; proteasome assembly; double-strand break repair via homologous recombination
Cellular component (GO): proteasome regulatory particle, lid subcomplex; proteasome complex
Source: RefSeq, a predicted model, not a curated record